GCGGGACGUCAGCCUGUGGGAGCGGGCCUUUUGGAGGAGACCGGAAGUGGAGUCACUGACAGGUGAAUAGAAAUGGAGAGAAAAGUAAGCAGAAUCUAUUUUGCUUCUGAACCUGAUAUAGUUCAUUUCCUACAAGUCACUUGGGAGAAAACACUAGGAUCCGGUUUUGUUAUUACACUUACUGAUGGUCACUCAGCCUGGACCGGGACAGUUUGUGAAUCUGUGAUUUCCCAAGAAGCUGAUGACAUGGCAAUGGAAAAAGAGAAAUAUGUUGAUGAACUGAGCAAAGCAUUGGUGUCAGGAGCAGGACCAGCUGAUGCAUACAAGUUUAAUUUUUCUAAAGAGUCUUGUCAUUUCUCCUUUGACAAAAUCCUGAAAGAUGUUUCAUUCAGACUUGGUUCCUUCAACCUAGAGAAAGUUGCAAGCCCAGCUGAGGUCAUUAGAGAUCUUAUUUGUGACUGUUUGGACACCAUCACGGAAAACCAAGCCAAAAAUGAGCACCUGCAGAAAGAAAAUGAAAGGCUUCUGAGAGAUUGGAAUGAUGUCCAAAGACGGUUUGAAAACUGUGUGAGUGCUAAGGAAACUGUGGAGACUGAUCUUUACAAACGGUUUAUUCUGGUGCUGAAUGAGAAAAAAGCAAAAAUCAGAAGCUUACAAAAAUUGUUAAGUGAAUUUCAAGAACUAGAAAAGAACAUCGAACAUAAAAGAGAAACGACAUGUUCUGAAAUGACUGCUGCCAGAGACGCAAUCUACAAUGCAAGUACUGAUGAAGAAGGUGAAAACCUGCCGGGUCCUUCUGGGUCAGCUCCAGCUACUUCUAGAAGAGAAGAUUCCAUUAUUUCAAGUCCUGAUGUCACUGAUAUUGCACCAAGUAGAAAGAGGAGGCAGCGGAUGCAGAAACAUCUUGGGACAGAACCUAAAAUGGCUUCUCAGGAACCUCAGCUUCAAGAACAGGAAAAGCUUGAUCCUCCGCUACCUGAGAUGUUGAAAAAGGAGCACAGCUCAACUGAAAACGUGUCUUUAGAAACUCUAAGAAACAGUAGUUCAGAAGACCUCUUUGAUGAGAUUUAACUGUCUCAGGAAAAUACUUUGAUGUUCACUAGACUAUGUUUUCUAUUCAUUUCUUUAAACUAGAAAAAACAAAAUUUCAGUUCAGCAGUGGCUAUUACUACAUCUUACAAUUUAAUUACAUACACACUGAGUUGAAACCAUUGUGCAAAAUGGAUUACAUGUGUAUAUGAAGAUAUGAUUUGAUGACAGUGGUACAUUAUUCUAAACUAUUCAUUCAGCAUGCCUAUGAUUACAUAAAAUCUCACUUUUUGUUGCAAAGGACACAUUUAUCUUCUUCAAUUCACACAUAUUAUAUGUGGUAGCUGUCUAACAUCCUGUCUAGGAAGAUUUUGGAAAUAUGACAAAGGGAAAUGUCUACAGUUCUUUUUAGAAUAGUCAUAUUCAGAACAAUUAUGUCUGGGCAUUUUAAUUUGUGGGAUGAUGUUUAAAAUCUAUUUUCAGUUUGUACACAAACAACCUGAAAAUCUGAGGAUACAAUUUCUAAUGUA
Molecule: messenger RNA, 1559 nt
Organism: Rhinolophus ferrumequinum (greater horseshoe bat)
Lineage: Eukaryota; Metazoa; Chordata; Mammalia; Chiroptera; Rhinolophidae
Gene: XRCC4
Product: X-ray repair cross complementing 4
Exons: 8
Coding region: 73-1071 (332 amino acids)
Biological process (GO): positive regulation of ligase activity; immunoglobulin V(D)J recombination; double-strand break repair via nonhomologous end joining
Cellular component (GO): DNA ligase IV complex; nucleus; DNA-dependent protein kinase-DNA ligase 4 complex
Molecular function (GO): DNA binding
Source: RefSeq, a predicted model, not a curated record